This is a messenger RNA of Tribolium castaneum (red flour beetle), 1512 nucleotides long. Its product is annotated as synaptic vesicular amine transporter. Gene Ontology annotation, cellular component: synaptic vesicle membrane; terminal bouton. Gene Ontology annotation, molecular function: serotonin:sodium:chloride symporter activity. The transcript is spliced from 6 exons. The record is from RefSeq and is a predicted model, not a curated record. NCBI's taxonomy places the organism in Eukaryota, Metazoa, Arthropoda, Insecta, Coleoptera, Tenebrionidae. Gene Ontology annotation, biological process: transmembrane transport; aminergic neurotransmitter loading into synaptic vesicle. The coding region runs from base 79 to 1422 and encodes 447 amino acids.
UUUCCAGUCUCCUGCGACAGAUGCUUCUCGAUUACCAUCCCUUGGAAAAGUUUAGUUUAAAGUUGGUGUUCCGACAGAAUGCAAGCCCUACAAUCUAUACGAAAGUCAAAUAUUUAUUUAUUUGUUAUCAUUUAUUUAUCAUUUUUUCUUGACAAUGUGCUUCUUACUGUAGUUGUUCCAAUUAUUCCUGAUUAUUUAUUCUCAAACCAACUUAAAGCUGAUUCGAGACUGGGUCUUAAGUCAUUAAGUCCUCUGCAGGAAAAAUUUGAAGUUUUAGAGAACGAUAAUGGGCCUUUAGGAACUCUUCUAGCAUCGAAGGCUUUUGUCCAGUUGGCUUUUACUCCCUUCAUUGGUUAUCUCACUGAAACUGUGGGUUGUUGCAUACCAUUGCUACUAGGAUCGUGUAACAUGCUUGUGGCUGCAAUUUUGUUUGCUUAUGGUAACUCAUAUGGUGUCCUAGUUCUAGCAAGGGCUCUCCAUGGUAGUUCUUCUGCAGCAAUAGCAGUGAGUGGUAUGUCAAUUCUAGCAAAAAACGUCUCUCAGGAGUUAAGAGCAAAACUGAUGCCUCUUGCUUUUGGAGGUAUAGCACUUGGAGUUUUGAUUGGUUACCCACUUGGAGGAGCCGCUUAUCAACUACUUGGAAAAUCAGCCCCGUUUUUAUUGAUUGCGUUUUUAAUAUCAGUCAGCAUUGUUCUUCAGAUAUUGUAUAUUGAGGAUGGUACAAAUGAUGUUAUAAUUGAUGAAAUUAACUGUAGUCAAUUUAUAAGUCUUUUGCAAGACAAGCAAAUAAUAAUUACAACUUUUACGAUUUGUAUUUGUACUUCUACAAUGGCAAUUUUGGAACCUUGUGUACCUAUGUGGUUAUUGGCCCAUUUGAAUCCUCCGCCAUCACGAUGGCAGUUAGGGGCUGUUUUUAUACCGGAUAGUGUUGGUUAUUUUAUCGGAUCUCAUUUUGCUGGUCUUCUUCCUAUUGCGCCUUGGCGAAUAGCUUUCAGUGCAUUGGUUCUCGCAGGUUUAAGCUGUUGCGCUUUGCCUUUAGCCGUCUCCAUUUAUCAACUAUCGAUUCCCCAUUUCGGACUUGGACUAAGUGUGGGCGCUGUAGACGCAGCCCUAGUUCCAUAUUUAGCUAAUUUAGUUGACAGUAAAGGGAGCAAUCAGUACGGAACAGUUUACGCCCUUCAACAAGUUUUUGUCAGCUUGGCUUAUGCUUUUGGCCCUUUAUUAGGAGGACAUGCUGUGCGUGUUUUAGGCUUUCCGUGGUUAAUGAGACUGAUUGGGUUUAUGAAUUUGAUGUUUUGUCCAUUAUUGUUGGAAUUAGAGAAGGAUCCUAAAGUUGGUUUGCUUGACGAUGUCUACAAUACUCCAAAAUCGUACUCCACACUUGAUAAUACUUACUCAUCUUUAGAGGAAGAAACUUACUAAACUGUGUGUUGUAUCUUGAUUGUUAUUCCUCGUGAAAUUUAUUCGGCCAAUUUAUUCGUAAAUCUGAUGUAAUAAAUUGACAGUGUUUGA